Glycine soja is the source of this 1734-nucleotide messenger RNA. Its product is annotated as GATA transcription factor 7-like. The transcript is spliced from 3 exons. The coding region runs from base 14 to 1042 and encodes 342 amino acids. NCBI's taxonomy places the organism in Eukaryota, Viridiplantae, Streptophyta, Magnoliopsida, Fabales, Fabaceae. Gene Ontology annotation, biological process: regulation of DNA-templated transcription. Gene Ontology annotation, molecular function: sequence-specific DNA binding; zinc ion binding. The record is from RefSeq and is a predicted model, not a curated record.
UCGAAAAAAUGGUAUGCUGACUUAUAAGAAACCAAAGAGAGAUAAAGAUAACACAACACCAAUACCUCAACUCAAACGCCUGUUUCGCCUAACCAAAGGAAGCUCCACUGCGGUUUCCGUUUCCUCUCUGCCUUCACCACUCUCUUUUUUUUCUCAACAGGAACAAAGAAAAAUGGAAGUUGCGGCAGCGAAAGCCCUGAAACCAAGCCUUCGGACAGAGUUCAUUUUCCCUCAAGCAAUUUACGACGAGAUUUUGUGUUUUAACGCCAACAACGUUGUUGCCGGCGAAGAUUUCUCCGUGGACGACCUACUCGACUUCUCCAACGGCGAAUUCCAAGUUGGGAAAGAUUUCGAUGACUACGAGGAAGACGAAGACGAAGAAAAAGGCAGCACCUCCGGUUCCUUGCAGUCGCAGGACAGAACCGAAGACGACAGCAACUCUAAUUCCACCGCCGGAGGCGGCGGAGACUCCGUUUUCGCCGGCGAGUUGUCAGUUCCGGCGGAUGACGUGGCAGACUUGGAAUGGGUUUCUCACUUUGUGGACGAUUCUCUCCCGGAGUUAUCUCUAUUGUACCCAGUCCGUUGUUCCGAGCAAACAAGGGUAUGUACCGAACCGGAACCCAGACCGGGCUCGGUCCAAACCAUUCCAGCAGUUCCAAGAAAGCCGAGAACCGGAAAGACUAGAAAGCCCAACGCUCGUGUCUGGUCCUCGAUGUCGUCUUUGUGUUCUUCGGUGACGGCCAAGAAACAGAAGAAAAAGGUCGAGGCCCAAAACGGUGGGGCCCAGUCUCUGCGACGGUGCAGCCACUGCCAGGUGCAAAAAACGCCACAGUGGAGAACCGGCCCACUAGGGCCCAAAACACUUUGCAACGCUUGUGGAGUUCGGUUCAAGUCCGGUCGACUUUUUCCAGAGUAUAGACCAGCCUGUAGCCCAACUUUUUCUGACGAUAUUCACUCCAACAGCCAUCGUAAAGUGUUGGAGAUGAGACGAAAAAAGGAGAUAGUUGAAUCGGACCGGAUUCAAUUGAUCCCAAGUUGUUAAUUUUUGUUAGACUGAAUUUAGAUGCAGUUCAUUAAGUAUUUCUAGUAGAGUAGUAUUGUUUUUUUCCGUUAGAAUUAAAGUUUGACCUCAUUAAUAUGCAUAUAAAAGUUUGCAUAAUUGAGAUAAAAUUAUAAUUCUAACAAGGCUAUCUAAGGAUUUAUGUUUUUAGAUUCCAAUAGGUUAUAGAUCAGAAAUAGGUCAACGAAUCGGUCUGAGCUGGUUUGGUAUUUGUUCCAUAGUUAGUGAUUUAAAUUAGUGCUAGUCAGGUAAGGAAGAACUAAGUGAUAACGGACAUUAGGAGAGCAUUGAUAGUUUGUAUCCCAUUUUCCUAGCGCAGUUGAUUUAAUUAAUGAGAUGUAGUUAAGUUGAGGAAAAAAAACUAAAUUAUUUAUGAGGACAUCUUUCUAUAUAUAUUCAAGUUGGGUUGAUAUUUUAUUUGUCUCUCUGUCAAGCUUACUGGAUUUUGAAUUUUGAUUGAAUUAUUCAGCGAUGUGCUGUUAGAUUGUGUGCAUGUAUGUGUAAGAGGGAAAGAAGGAGGAAAGGUCAGCUGAGAGUGAUGGAAGCAUUAAAGUUGAGUGGCCUUGAUUUGAGACCAUGGAGACUGUGCUACCGCCAAAUCGAGUGGUCAAGUAGGAUGAAGUGGACUACUAUUAUUAAUUUAUUACCUAUGUUAGUUUCAUAUUAUGCUCAUA